AUGGCCUACCCAACAACAGUAGGGCAAUGUGGUAGUGGAGGAGGUACCCCGUUUUCAUUUACUGGUGAAAGUAAUGGUGCCAGUUUGCAGAGGAUCUGGGUUUGGGUGGGAGGAUGGCAGGUCAAGGGUGUCAGGGCCUGGCUUACAGAUGGUAGAGAGAAAACCUUCGGAGAACCAUAUGGAUCCCAUCAAGAGUAUGUGUUUUCACCUGGUGAGUGUUUCACCUCACUGUCUCUCUGGGGGAACGGAGCAGGAACACGCCUGGGGGCCAUCAAAUUCAAGACCAACAAGCGUGGAGAAUUUUUUGCACACAUGACAGACUGGGGUUUAAAAACAGAAUAUCCCAUGGAUGUCGGCUCUGGAUUUUGUCUUGGCAUUAUUGGAAGAUCAAGUACAGACAUCGACCUCAUGGGGUUCGUGUUUCUCAAUGCAGUUCAGUCAACAGUUCUCACCAAUGUCAACUAUCCCACCAUCAACCAGCUGAUCCCAAAGGUGGCUAUGGAAGAGAUCAAGUCGAUCACUUGUAAGAACGAAUCCUCAGCUACUCAACACCAAACAAUUGAAAGCUCAAAGAAAGUGAUUAAAACAUCUUCAUGGUCUGAGAGUUCCAGCUUCUCAUCAACAUUCAGUAUGGAGGUGAAGGCUGGGAUUCCCGAAGUUGUAGAAGUUUCGACAGGAUACAGUGCUACUGUUGGAGCUGAAAGCACCUAUGGUAUGGAGGAGACGGAGGAGAGAAAUGAAACUCUGACCACCGCUGUUGAAGUCCCAUCAAAGAAGAAGGUGGAAGUUCACAUCACCAUUGGCAGAGCCACUUUUGACCUGCCGUACACUGGCACAGUGAAGAUCACUUGCAAGAAUGGCAGUGAGUUAAAGUAUGAAACCAAGGGCCAAUACAAAGGCGUCACUUACACUGAUAUCAAAGUGAAUACGGUUGAAAAAGAUCUGUAA
Molecule: messenger RNA, 948 nt
Organism: Danio aesculapii
Lineage: Eukaryota; Metazoa; Chordata; Actinopteri; Cypriniformes; Danionidae
Product: aerolysin-like protein
Exons: 1
Coding region: 1-948 (315 amino acids)
Source: RefSeq, a predicted model, not a curated record